UCGGUUUUUUUAGUAGAAAUGGAUAUGGCUUCUUCUAUAGCUUGAAAGAACGUAGCAAUUUUGUAAGUAAAGAACCCAACCAACAUUAGUAUCAACCCAUAUUCAGGAACAAGUAUUCUGCCAAACAUAUUCAAAAAGUAAAUCUGAUUGAUGAAACACAGUUAGUUGCAAUGAAAAGAUAUGAUAAUGGAGAAGAAAGAAAAGGCUUACACGUUCCAUCUAUUGACUAUCAUAACCAACACAGCCGGUACUAGUUACCGUGUCUGUCCAGCUGCCCCUCUAUGGCUCUAUCAGAUCAAUCCAGCCAAGAAAGAAAUGACAAAUGUGAGUGAGCCUUCUCAAGAGGUAACAGGUACUACAUAACUUCUCUGGCUCCAUCUGCCAUGGCAUCUAACCAAGCAUUCUCAUGUAAGCUAAUGAACCCAUCAAGCCAGCACCAAAACUGUUAACAGAAGUCCGGAUCAGAUGAUUUACAGUUAUCUUGAGAGGUUUUGAUGUUGUUUGCAGGAGAAAUACAAACCUUAGUGUUAUCUCUCUGGGGUGUAUGAAAUAUAAGCUGAGACUAAACCUACACCACCAAUUCCAACUGUGAGAAGCUUAUUUUUCAACUGCAAAAAAAAAGAAAAAAAAAACAAUCCAAAAAGAGUAAGAACCAAAGAGCUUAUUAUGAUGAUUAAAGAGUUUGAUGCAUAUCAAACAUGCCUUUCACGUGGAGGAGACUGAUGUAGGAAAGAUGUACUAGUUUUUCCUUUUUUAUAUUUUCCAUUUUUUUGAGUUUUUCCUUUUUUGUUUUCAAGUUUGGUUUUUUCCUAUUUUAUGGUUGAGAUCAUUCUCUAUAUAAGGAGAGGUUCUAGGCUCUUGUAAGACACAAAUUAUUCUAAUUGAGAGCUUUUAUCUAAUCUAGUGGAUUUCCAGAGUUUUCUAACUUGAAUUCGUUCUAGGUUUAGUGUUUGCUAAUCCUAAAGUUGUCCGACUGCGUCAGAAGCAGAGUAAAAACAAAGACUCAAAGAAAAAAAAUGGAAGCGAAAGUCAUUUCUUGCACCACUUUUGGAAACGACAAGGUCGUAAAGAUUGUUGUUUGGAGGCAUCGUUCAGUCGCCAACUACAAACCUGAAGAAAACGAAACUACCGUUGUUGUUGCCGAUGAUACUUGCUCCGAGAAAGAUGUUGAAGAGAUUGAGAAGACUUGUGAGAAGCUCGAUUAUGUUUACGAAGGAAGACUUCACGUAGAUUACGAUCAGACCAACAUUGGACCUGGUUUGGUCUGAAACUUAAAGAGUUAAUAGGUUAACUCUCUAUGUUUUACUUCACUUAGGUUUAAGUACUUUAAUUUCUUUUAUGCAUUUUGAUUUCUAUGUAAUGUUAUCUGUUGGUGGUUUGCAGCUACGAAUGAAUUUAUAUUACAUUUUCUUACAACACUGACUUUGACCUAUCAUUGGCCUU
Messenger RNA from Raphanus sativus (radish), 1443 nucleotides. Its product is annotated as oxysterol-binding protein-related protein 1B-like. The record is from RefSeq and is a predicted model, not a curated record. NCBI's taxonomy places the organism in Eukaryota, Viridiplantae, Streptophyta, Magnoliopsida, Brassicales, Brassicaceae. The coding region runs from base 1017 to 1268 and encodes 83 amino acids. The transcript has a single exon.